Molecule: messenger RNA, 1892 nt
Organism: Polyodon spathula (Mississippi paddlefish)
Lineage: Eukaryota; Metazoa; Chordata; Actinopteri; Acipenseriformes; Polyodontidae
Product: tryptophan 5-hydroxylase 1-like
Exons: 11
Coding region: 204-1646 (480 amino acids)
Biological process (GO): serotonin biosynthetic process; aromatic amino acid metabolic process
Cellular component (GO): neuron projection
Molecular function (GO): tryptophan 5-monooxygenase activity; iron ion binding
Source: RefSeq, a predicted model, not a curated record
CGCAGUGCGCGCAGAGCACAGACCACAGCGAGCCGCAGCUCAGCUAUUAACACGAUUGCUUUCACACACUCACCCGUCACUGAAACCACAGCUCAGCUAUUAACACGAUUGCUUUCACACACUCACCCGUCACUGAAACCACAGCUCAGCUAUUAACACGAUUGCUUUCACACACUCACCCGUCACUGAAACCACACCGCGGUAUGUACUCCAGGAUUGAUGGAACGAGGAGAGGAAGGUCUUUCGACUCUAUGAACACAGCCUUCGAAGAAAAGCAACUCAGCAAUGAGAUAAACAAGUCCAACUUCUGCAAAAUCGAAGAGAAUAAAGAGAAUAAGAUCACCUCCUUGGACCGGGGGAGGGCAGCGGUAGUUUUCUCACUGAAGAAUGAGGUUGGCAGACUGGUGAAGGCUUUAAAGCUCUUUCAGGAGAAACAUGUAAACCUGGUGCACAUUGAGUCCCGUAAGUCCAAACGACGGAGCUCAGAGUUUGAGAUCUUCGUGGACUGCGACAGCAACCGGGAGCAGCUGAACGAGAUCAUCCAGCUCCUCUGCUCUCACGUCAACAUCGUGUCCAUGGACCCGCCGGACAACUCCAGCUUCCCUGACGAUGUUAUGGAGGGUGUGCCGUGGUUUCCCAAGAGGAUCUCUGAUUUAGAUAAAUCUGCGAAUCGGGUGCUGAUGUAUGGAUCUGAUCUGGAUGCAGAUCACCCUGGUUUUAAAGAUAAUGUCUACCGAAAGAGGAGGAAGUAUUUUGCAGACCUGGCAAUGAGCUACAAAUGCGGCGAUCCCAUUCCUCGGAUUGAGUUCACAGAGGAGGAGGUGCAGACGUGGAGGACGGUCUUUCAGGAGCUCCACAAGCUCUACCCCAACCACGCCUGCCAGGAGUACCUGAAGAACCUGCCGCUGCUCUCCAAGCACUGCGGCUUCCGCGAGGACAACAUCCCGCAGCUUGAGGACGUCUCGCGCUUCCUCAAGGAACACACUGGUUUUACUAUCCGGCCCGUGGCGGGGUACCUGUCUCCUCGAGAUUUCCUGGCAGGGUUGGCGUUCCGAGUUUUCCACUGCACUCAGUACGUGCGGCACAGCUCCGACCCGCUCUACACACCCGAGCCGGACACCUGUCACGAACUGCUGGGUCACGUUCCCCUGCUGGCCGAGCCGAGCUUCGCCCAGUUCUCCCAGGAGAUUGGACUGGCUUCUCUCGGGGCCUCGGAUGAGGCUGUGCAGAAACUGGCAACGUGCUACUUCUUCACAGUGGAGUUCGGCCUGUGCAAGCAGGAGGGGCAGCUCAGAGCCUAUGGGGCCGGGCUGCUGUCCUCAAUCAGUGAACUCAAACACGCUCUCUCCGGGAAGUCCAAAGUGAAGCUGUUCGACCCCAGGGUCACCUGCAAACAAGAGUGCAUCAUCACCACCUUCCAGGAUGUCUACUUUGUGUCAGAAAGCUUUGAGGAAGCCAAGGAGAAAAUGAGAGAGUUUGCAAAGACCAUCAAGCGGCCGUUCAGUGUGCGCUACAACCCCUACACACAGAGCGUGGAGAUCCUGAAGGACACCGAGAGCAUCACCGCCGUGGUGAAGGAUCUGCGGCACGAACUGGACAUCGUCAACGAUGCCCUCAUCAGGAUGAACAAGCAGCUGGGGGUCUGACCCCAUCCCUCUCUCUCCUCCCUCCUCCCUGCCCCUCCUCCUGUAACAUCCCUGCCCCUCUUCCGGCUCUGGCACUGUAAUCGGAAUCUCUUCUUUUCCCUUCCUCUAUCUUCAUAGCAUACACAGCUGUUGCUGAUGGGCACCUUAAAAAGGGGGUGCAGUUCAGCCCCAAUCUUUAUUUUUUGAAUACCCGUAAAGUUUUUAUAGGCCAGUAUAUUAGCAUGCAGAUAUACAUAUUUAAUAUAA